AUGCCGGCCACGAUCGCUGAGCCAAUUAUACCUUCAGCCGCGGGUGGCAUUGCCGCUGCCCUUGAUCUUGGUUUGGAGGGAAAGGAUGUCCAGGCACAAAUUGAACUGUUGAAGCAGGAUUUGGAGAAGCAAAGCCGAAUAGUAGAUGGGGCGGAGAACAUGCUUGAAGUUUUUGACCGUGAGUCCAGGCUUGGGCAGGAGCGACGCGAUCCUGUCCUACGGGACCAGGUAGAGGGUGCCCUUGACGAUGCAAAGUCUCGAAUAGCGUUAUUGACCAGGAAAAUAGAACAACUACGGGAGCAAUCUGGCAGCAAUCGUCGUGGAGGCGCGUUUUCCAAUAAUUCCGCUGGCCCCUCGGCCGUAGUAUCUCGCAUGCCAUUCUGGACUAACCCAUCCGGAGCAAAUGGACGAAUACGCGAAGAAAACACGGAUCGCGAGGAUUAUCGCACCGCCCAUUCACAUGCGAUGUCCCAGCUUCAGUUACUAUCAACCCUGUCGAGGCAACACUCUCAGGCUCAGUCCAGCUUCCAGUAUUCUAGUGGUCUUUUCUCUUAUAACUCUUCAGCAAACCCCUCAUCCUCUUGGACAACAUCUAUCGGAGGCUCUACGUCUCCCUCUUCGCUCUCGGCCGGCGACGACCUAAAUGGAGGCGUAAAGGUCUCGGACGCCGAGAUCGACCACGCUCGUAUCAAAGCUAUGCAUGGAUUAGUAGAAACGCUACAGAAAAACAUUCGCGUUCGUCAAAAGCGUCUCUUCGGCCCUGCGGAUUACGCUACCAAGGAGUCCAGGACUGCGGCGUACCGGCUCCUUAGAUAUGCGAUGGUGGACAGUGACUCGGUAGCAAAACUCCGGGAACAGGACGUCGAUUAUUACCUUGUAAGAACGUUCUCGCGGGAUAGCAAGCACGGUAUUGAGAAGGAAUCAGCCCUAAAACUUAUUCGCAAAAUCGUAGAGGUUGGAUCGCGACACCCUGCUAAGGCGGAUGCGACUAGCAAAGGAAAAUCAGUAGGCACCGGAUGUGUACCAGUCUCAGAGGCAGUGAUCCGAGCUUUGAUCGCGGUUGCCGAUCAUCCAGAAGACCCUUUGCGAUUCCUGUGCCUGUUGACUCUUGCAGAAAUCGUCUUAAUUGACAUUGAACUCGUGUCCAAAUCAGGCGGGCUUCGUAGUGUAUUGACAGCGUUAACAGAUGGUCCCACAGAGUUGGCACCUGUUAUUGCUCAGGUCUUUCUUCAUAUCAUUGAUGCACCACGGACCCGAUGUUACCUUACUCCUGGGGUUGAUCUUGAGGUUGAUCGCAUUAUCUGGCAUCACAGAUGCGUAUGUGAAACGCCAGGCCAUAAGGAGCGAUUGCGCACGUGCACAAAGGUUGUAUGCACCAUCCUGAGAACUUGGAGUGGCCUCAUAUACCUGUGUUCCAAUAAUAUGCAGUCAAUAGUAGCUUUAGUGGACACGUUGCGUAUACCAUCUAUGGAGACUCGUGAAGUGAUCCUUGAUAUGUUCUUUGAUAUCCUUAAUAUCGAAGUUCCGGACUGGGGACAGGCAUUUAUGGAUGGCAGACGAUUGACCAUGUUUGGACCGCCAAAAGCAGCUAAAAACCAGCAGCCUGUCAUUGAACAAUUGGCUCCUAAAUCGGAGAAGUUGAAUCUCACACACCAGUUUAUCUCGCUGCUGUUGGUAGUUUUCGUAGAAUCCGGGCUGAUUGAAGCUUUGGUGGACAUACUGGAAGAGAGAGGUACCUCCACCGAACUUCCUCGUAAGGCAACACUGUUACUUGGAGAGAUCAUGCAACUUGCGAAUCGGGUACUCCCGUCGACUAUUGCUGCACGCAUACAGGCUCUACCACGUUUGUUCAGUUUGGCAGCCGACCAUGAACACGGGGAAGGGAAGCAAUUUGCGAGUUGCACGUUAUCUUCAAUUGAGAGCUUGAACCGAAACCGAGCGAGGUUAAACAAAGUUCCAGAAAUAGCUUCCAGAAAACGUGCCAACUCCGUAGAGGAUACUAUGCGCCGUGGCCAACGACAAGUUGAACGGAGCAAGAUUAAGCGUGGGAUGGAAAUUGAUGAUAGGGGGUUUCAAGCUAUGUUGAUAGAUACUCAGGUCAUGCUGCACAAAGAAGCCAUCAAGUGGAAUUUGGACAGCCUCACAGAGCUCAUCGAAGGGCCCCUACUAAAUCCAAAGCGUUUCGAAGAAGCGAUGAAAGUAUCGCGAUUCGGGCGCAAGCUUAUGUCAUUUUUUUAUCCGAACAGUAAAGCGUUUUCUGAAAUGAAGAAUACUAAGUCUAAUGCGCGAUACAUCAAGUUAGGCUGUACGCUAAUGACGACGCUCAUUUCAACUCCCGAUGGCCAACGGUAUCUGAUGACGGAGGACACUUUGCUCAAACAGAUUGUAGAAUGCUUGGAACAGAUAGACCCUCUAAGUGGGGCGCCGCCCACAUCAACUCCAAGCAACGAGCUGAUUUUUUCUAAAACGCACAUGGAUAAAACAAUAUCAUUUGGAUAUUUUGAAAUUUUAGGAACAUUGAGUCGUUACCCAGAUGGUAUCGAGAUUCUUGAGAAACUCAAGGUUUUCAAUUGUUUAUACCACCUGAGCGACCUGCGGAGUCGCGAAGAUCUAACAAGGCAUAUCAUCGAAAACUUCGAUUGUACUGUCGAUGGGCACCCCCGGCUGAUACUCUCUAAGGCACUCACGUCACGGCACAAGCAUAUCCGCCUUGAUGCUACGGAUUACCUUGGCAAGCUCAUACAGCUCAACCCGAAAGCUAAUGAGUGGAUGCUACGCCUGUUACUCACUCAAUUAUACGAUCCAGUAUCUGAGGUAUGCGAGAAAGCUAUACUUUACUUGCAAGAGGCUUGUGAAGACAUGGGAAUCCUCGAGAUGGUAGUGCAAAUGCAGCCUAUUCUUGAUCAUCUGGGUGAAGUUGGCCACCCACUGCUACUAAAGUUCAUGUCUACCCAGAUUGGAUUCCAGUACCUCUAUAAUGCGGAUUACAUAGACAGAGAGAUGGAUGGAUGGUUCCAUGAGCAAAAUUACCAAUAUCUGGUUCAGCGAAGAGGACCUCCCGGUAUUCGAGGGCACUGUCCUCCUCAUUUCUAUGGUGAAAUGGCAAAGACUCCUCUGGGAUGUAAGGUUUUAGAGGAAAAGGGACAUUUCCCAGAGUUUGCACACUUUAUUCGGCAACACGGACUUGAGAGCGAAGAUUUUGAGAUCAUCAAUAAACUUAAGAGUGUACUAUGGGCGGUGGGUAAUAUCGGAGCUACUACAGGGGGGUUACCUUUCCUUGAGGAAGAAGAUAUUAUUCGUGAUAUUGUUGAGAUUUCAAGCAAAUCAGAGGUCUUGUCUGUACGAGGCACAUGUUUCUUCGUCCUCGGAUUGAUAUCGAGUACCCCACAAGGUGCCGAAGUGCUUGAUGAGUAUGAAUGGGAAGCAACUGUGACACCACUCGGAUUUACAACUGGCCUCUGCCUACCUAUGGAUAUUGAGAAGUUCUUAUAUAUUAAUCCUUGGGAGCCAUUUAGCGAUGAGUCGCGCAGGGCCUUGAAGGCACCUUCUGAUCCUAUGGAACGAGAGAUAUUGAAGGCUAUUAAUAAUCUAUCCAACACUGUUAUCCAGAACCAAGCCUCACGAAUACUUUCACGUUAUAAACACCGGCCGCAUGGACGCCGUGCCUUCCAAUCUAUCCCCCUUUUCUACCGAGCACUUCACAUUCUUGGCACACAACGCUUCCGUUUGCCCGUCCGCCGUUACGUUCUGGACCUAUUCGACAUCAAGCUGGACCCCACUGUCAUAACGUUAUUACGCGAGUUUAGACAGAAACUAGCAGAGCCUGAGCCACAACCCGAAGAAAAACCAUCAACGCCACAAAUCGUUGCGCCGCGACCCAGAUCAGCCACUAGUACACCCGACGUUCGCCAGGCGCGGUCACCGGGUCCUCCUCCAACUGCACCAGCUCAACGUCCAGGUUUCAGGUCUCGAAGGAACACUCGUAUCGGUGCUGCAGGACUUGGCAUAAACGUACAGGGCAUCGAUGGAAUGGCUUCUGGUGCACCUCCUGAAACGUCGGCUGACCCUCAGACAUAUGAUUAUGAGGCAAUGGAGAGGGCCCGUAAUGCGGCGUUAGGGCAAUUGCAUGCUGCCGUGGAAGAACUGCGCAUAUCUCGAGAAAAGGAGGAGCGGGAAAGAGAAAGAAAGGAGAAAGAGCGAAAGGAGAAAGAGAGGGAAAGGCUCGCGCUGCUCACUUUGGAGGAUGAAGAGAAGAAGUUUACGCGAGGAAUUGUAGCGAGACCAAGGGAGAAAAUCGUUGGAUUUGAUGCAUGA
This is a messenger RNA of Rhizoctonia solani, 4314 nucleotides long. RefSeq names its product STE16 protein. Gene Ontology annotation, cellular component: TORC2 complex. The coding region runs from base 1 to 4314 and encodes 1437 amino acids. The transcript has 30 exons. NCBI's taxonomy places the organism in Eukaryota, Fungi, Basidiomycota, Agaricomycetes, Cantharellales, Ceratobasidiaceae. Gene Ontology annotation, biological process: TORC2 signaling. The record is from RefSeq and is a predicted model, not a curated record.